Spea bombifrons (plains spadefoot toad) is the source of this 3397-nucleotide messenger RNA. RefSeq names its product zinc finger and BTB domain containing 10 (gene ZBTB10). Bases 91 to 2358 code for a protein of 755 amino acids. Gene Ontology annotation, biological process: regulation of transcription by RNA polymerase II. Lineage: Eukaryota; Metazoa; Chordata; Amphibia; Anura; Pelobatidae. The record is from RefSeq and is a predicted model, not a curated record. Gene Ontology annotation, molecular function: DNA-binding transcription factor activity, RNA polymerase II-specific; RNA polymerase II cis-regulatory region sequence-specific DNA binding; protein binding. The transcript is spliced from 5 exons.
CACGAGGCAGGGCGCGUGGCAGAGCGCGAGGUGGCCCCAGCGGGAGGGCGCGGGCCCCGGCUGGACUGUCUGCUGAGAGUAGCCGCGAAUAUGGCGGAGAUGAACCGCAGGACCUUGGCCUUCCGGGGAGGUGGCGGCGGCCUGUCCUCUGCAGUCGCCCCUGUGAACAAUAACAACAACAAUGGCGUCGGUUCGGGGGUGCUGUCGGUGGACGAGUCCACGAACUGGUCCCUGCGGCAGCUUAACGGAGGAGGAGGUGGAGCGGCGGCAGGGGAAGAGGAGGUAGAAGUGGAGUUAGAUGCCGAGGGCCUACUGGAUGAUGACGAGGAGGCAGAGGCCUACCCGGGCAUGGUAAUGGCAGGUCGGGGGGAGCACAGGCAAGGAGCCGGGGUUCCUGCUGGAGGCAACGGCGGCUCGGUAAGUGUGGAGAGCAGCGACGAGGAAGACGACGAAGAUGAGGAAGAAGAGGAGGAGGAAGAAGAUACGAGCAGCCAAGCCAGGAGACCGGAGUCCACUGGGGCGGCAGAGGAGGAGGAGGACUGCUCUAUCCAGGAGGAUGCCCCCCGGCGCUUCGGCCUCCUUCCUGCUGCCAGAUCCCAAUCCCUCCUGCCCAACCUACACUGCUUCCAGGGAUCAUGGCUGCAGGAGUUCCCCUGGCUACACUUCAGUCAGGAGACCGGCCUCAUGUCCUGCUCCUGGUGCCACAAAGAGGAGGGCCAGUCGGGGCACGACGAGCUGACCAAGGGCACCCGAGUCUACAAGAGAGCCACGCUACUGCGUCACAACAUGUCCAACGAGCACCGCAUGAACGACCCCACAGCUCAGGAGCCCGAAAUAAAACAGGAAGGUUCAGAGACCUACAGUGACUACAGUGCUAAACCAAAUGAGAACUCCUACUGCUACCAACUGCUGCAAGAGCUGAAUGACCAGAGAAAGAAGGGGAUUCUUUGCGAUGUCAACAUCGUGGUGAACGGCAAGGUUUUCCGAGCUCAUAAAAAUAUCCUGGUUGCUGGCAGCCGGUUUUUUAAAACCCUAUACUGCUUUACAAACAAGGAAAACCGCGACCAAACCACCGUGACGUACUUAGAUGUCGUAGCUGUCCAUGGUUUUUCGGUCAUCUUGGACUUCAUGUACUCUGGUAACCUUGUACUGACCAGCCAGAAUGCCAUCGAGGUGAUGACGGUGGCCAGCUACCUGCAGAUGACCGAGGUCGUCCAGUCCUGUCGUAACUUCAUCAAAGAUGCCUUGAAUAUCAGUAUAAAGUCUGAAGCUCCCGAGAGCGUUGUAGUGAACUAUAACAAAAGGAAGAAUAAAGAUGGCCACUCGCCCCGUGACCCCAAAUCCGGUAGCUUCUGGGCCACUCGCAAUCUCACUAACCUGGCGAGCAAUGCAAAGCUAGAUGGUGACGGCUUUAAUCUGGACGAGACGCCGACAGACAACUUCCAGUCCAACGACUCCACCUGGAUUCAGGAUAGUUCCCCGGAGGUGACAGAGAUCGAGCCUCAGGCUCAGGCAAAGGUGUUUGUGUGGAAUGAUAUGGGCUCCAACUCCGUGGGUAUGCAGGAGCCCAACAAGCCGCGACGGAAAAAUCAAACUACUAAAAGAUUUGUUUAUAACAUCCCCCCGAACAACGAACUUCAGGUGGAUGGUAACUCGAUGCUCCAGCAACCUGUUCCCUACCCCGAGGAGGACGUGCAGUGCUUCCAAGAUGGGGCAGGUACCUCAAGUGAAUUCAAGUUUGGGAUGUUCCCGGAGUCGUGGACGAGGGAUACUUGGGAGAACGGUGAUGCAUCCGCCGGACUGAUGAAUAAGCUGAAAUGCCCCCAUUGCAACUAUGUAGCAAAAUACAGAAGAACGUUAAAAAGACACUUGCUCAUCCACACGGGAGUGAGAUCUUUUAGUUGUGACAUCUGCGGGAAGUUGUUUACCAGGAGAGAACACGUGAAAAGACAUUCCUUGGUGCACAAAAAGGAUAAAAAAUACAAGUGCAUGGUGUGUAAGAAGAUCUUCAUGCUAGCAGCCAGUGUGGGAAUUCGGCAUGGCUCUCGACGCUAUGGAGUUUGUGUAGACUGUGUGGAUAAAUCACAACCAGGGCUUCAGGAGUCAGGUGCUGACCAAGCAGCAGAUCCAGACUUCCCCAGGGAUGAAGAAUACGAUGACAAUGACCCUGUGGAGACAGUAGAUGCAGAUGAUGACCUUGUAGAUGAUGGAGAAGAGCAGAACGAUCAUUCUAGGUGGUCAGAGCAGAACGACCCAUCGCGUUGGGGAGAACAGAACGACCCCUCACAGUGGGAAAGACAAAAACCUCCGCCUCGAUGGGAUGAUUCAGGAGAUGUUUGCAUGACGAUAGAUGACUGACGGCCAACAGGCAUUUAAACUCAAGGGUGCUGCAUCAGGACAGAGAGUUUGGUUGUUUAGACAUUUGGGACUGAAGGCAAAACAUGGUACCGGUCUGGACAAUAGUUAUUGCUGUGAAAACUGUAGGGUCAAAGCCUUAUAGCAAAAAAUAUUUUUAUUUUGUCUUUUUUAUUUUUAAUUUUUUUUUUUAAUAUUUGCACAGGACUGUACAGAAUCCAACCAUUUGGUUGAAAUAUAGAGUCCUCACAUCUCCAAUCAGUUUUUUCAAAGAAAUAAAAUGUAUUUUUAUUUAUAGGAUAUAGCUAUGUUUGUCCGAUCAGAGUAUAAAACUACUAUUGUAACGUCAUUACAUGUAUCGGUUAAAUUGUGUUAUAAUGGCCAGAAAAUAUGUUGAAUCACUGUGUGAAUGUGAUGUAACGCUGCAGUUCGAGAGGUGUCAGGAACACGUUGAUUUGAUCUGUACAUCGGUACUGACUCCUCCACCAUUGUGUGGCUCAAACUGCCCUUAGCACUGCUGUUCAGUUAAGCUCACAUGCAGUCUGUAUCCAUUUCGGGUGAUUUGUGUUCGUUUUUGUUAUGCGUUCUAAGCAAAUCUGUCAUGGGUUCGGAUAGAAAGUUAAGAUCCUUUUCUAGAGCAGUGCUACCUUUAUGUCACUCGCUACUUGUGGCGAUUUAUGUUCCCCUUUUGAAUUAAUUUUUUUCACUGUAAUUAUAUUCACCACUUUGUUUUCUUAAUUUAAAUUAUUUUAUUGUUAUGAAGCCGCCUCUUUGUAUAAUGCUCCCUGUCCCUUACAAUCAGGUCAAGUCGGAGGUUUGCUUUUAACCAUGUCGCGAACUCGAGAAAGUGAUGAAUUGUAGUAAACUGGAACGGUUGUAUAUGUGUUUAUAUAAAGGGAUUAUGGAGAAGCAGGAGUGGUCAGCAAGUCACUCUAGCCUUCAGAUCUGAUAUUAUGCAUCAGUUACCUCCUUAUUUUGCUGCUUUCAUGUUUUUUUAUUUACAUUCUGAAUGGCAGACACCAUAAUAUAACUUAUUUAUAAA